GAGCGGCGCCGACCACCCGGCUGCCCCUUCUUGUUGAUCCUGUCUGGACAGUGAUUCUUGUGCGAAUGGCGGAUGGUAAUUGACUCAUUGAGGAUUUAUGAAAAUGGAAAAUUCUGAGGCAUUUGUAGGCUUUGAUCUCUGUAUGAUACCACUUUCCAGUGUUGCUCAGAAGAUUAUGUCUGCUAUACAUUCAGGUGAUUUAGUGGAGUCUAAGAACUGGAGAGAGAGAGAAAAGACUGCAGAAAUGGUAAACAAAUCCAGUGUUAAGUGUUCAGUACUUCUUGAAGAUGGGAAGAAUCACUCACAGGAAAAAAAGAAUCUUAAUUCUUUUACAAACCAGACAUCAAGAGCUUCCAGCAAACUCUCUCCUCGGUCCUCCAGUAUCAGACUCACAGAUCAGCUGUCUGUGGGCCCAAAACAGAAGAGCAUCAGCUUGUUGUCUCCUUCAAGGUGUCUGAUUCCACAGUGUAACCAAGAGGCUUCAGUUCUACAGAAAGCAGAAUGCAAAAGAAAACAUUUUCUAGAAAAGCAUUUAAAUAAUGAAACUAAAGAAAGCAUGAACUUGAAAAGAAAACAUGUCACAUGUAAUAAUUCAUUAGAGAAAACAAGUAAACAAGUGGCAUUGGAAGGAGAUGCUGAUGAGGUUGAAGUGUCCUUAACUCCUGGGAACUCAAGAGCAUUCAAAAACCAUUUCUGUGAUAUUAGGUAUUUGGAUGAUUCGGAGAAAAGGCAGCUGAUUGAAAUGCUCCAACAGGCAGUCGCCCUGGUGGUAACUCUGAUGUACAAGGAUGGUUCAACCCAGCUGAGAGCUGACCAGGCCCGGGUUUCCUCUGUGAAAGGCAUUGUGAUGCGGCUGCAGAGCGCCCCGGAAGAAGGCUGUGGCCCUCUGGGUGCCCCAGGACCUGGUGGUGUCCUGGAGGAAGGCUCCACACCCCACGGUCGCUGUGUCUACAUAGAAACACAGCACCCUUCUCUCUGGGGCCAAGAACAAGAGGCACAUCAUCAGUUUGCCAGGAACGUGCUGUUUCAUACACUGAAAUGUAACCGUCCCAUUAUUUGUUUUAAUGCUAAAGAUUUUGUGAAAACGGUGCUGCAGUUUUUUGGUGAUGAUGGCUGUUGGAAGCACGUUGCUGGUUUUGUAGCACUGGAUCCCAGAAUCGCUGCCUGGCUUAUAGAUCCUAGUGACGCUGCACCCUCUUUUGAAGAUUUAGUGGCAAAAUACUCUGAAAACCCCAUCACUGUUAAUGUGAGCACCACAUAUGGAAAUUCCUCAAGAAACGUUGUGAAUCAGAGUGUAUGUGCGAAUCUGAGGAUUCUCUACAGACUUACGAUGGACCUGUGUUCUCAGUUGAAGGUUUAUGGUUUAUGGCAACUAUUUUGUACUUUGGAGCUUCCUCUGAUCCCAAUCUUGGCAGUGAUGGAAAGCCACAAGAUCAAGGUGAACAAAGAAGAAAUGGAGAGGACCUCAGCACUUCUCGGGUCACGUCUCAAGGAGCUGGAGCAGGAAGCCCAUUUUGCUGCAGGAGAGCAAUUUCUUAUAACAAGCAGUAGUCAGCUUCGAGAGAUCCUUUUUGGCAAACUGAAGCUGCACUUGCUGAGCCCGAGGGCGGCCCUUCCCACAGUGGGGCUGCAGAGAUGCCCGUCCACGUCUGAAGCCGUGUUAAACGCUCUGAAGGACCUUCAUCCAUUACCCAAGAUAAUGUUGGAAUAUAGGCAGGUUCACAAGAUCAAGUCGACCUUUGUAGACGGACUACUCGCUUGCAUGAAAAAGGGCUGCAUUUCCUCCACCUGGAAUCAGACUGGAACGGUGACCGGAAGACUUUCAGCCCAGCGUCCGAAUAUCCAAGGUAUCUCCAAGCACCCAAUUCAAAUGACUAAACCUCAAAAUUUUAAAGGUGAGGAAGAUGAAAUCACCAUCUCCCCAAGGGCCACGUUUGUCCCAUCCGAAGGCCACACCUUCCUAGCAGCAGACUUUUCACAGAUUGAAUUGCGCAUUCUUGCACACUUAUCUGGGGAUCCAGAACUUUUGAAGUUAUUCCAGGAAUCUGAAAGAGAUGAUGUAUUUUCUACCCUGACUUCACAGUGGAAGGGUGUCCCCCCAGAAUGCGUGACGCACACAGACAGAGAGCAGACCAAGAAGGUGGUGUACUCGGUGGUCUACGGAGCAGGGAAGGAGCGGCUGGCUGCUUGCCUUGGAGUUUCCGUUUCGGAAGCCGCCCGCUUUUUGGAGAGCUUUUUGCAGAAGUACAGGAAAAUCAAGGACUUUGCCCAAGCGACCAUUGCCUGGUGUCACCAGACAGGCUACGUGGCGUCCGUCAUGGGCAGAAGGAGACCGCUGCCAGGGAUCCGCGCUUGGGACCCACAGCUCCGGGCACAGGCAGAGCGGCAGGCGGUGAACUUCGUGGUGCAAGGUUCGGCCGCCGACCUCUGUAAGAUGGCCAUGGUCCACAUCUUCGCUGCAGUGGCCACUUCCGCCACCCUGACGGCCAGGUUGGUCGCCCAAAUUCAUGAUGAGCUGCUGUUUGAAGUGGAAGAUUCUCAGGUCCCCGAGUUUGCAGCUCUUGUCAGAGGCACCAUGGAGUCCUUACAGCAUGUGCGGGCACUGGAGCUACAGCUGCAGGUGCCCCUGAAGGUGAGUCUGAGUGCUGGCCGCUCGUGGGGACACCUGGUGCCACUGCAGGAGGCCCUGGGCCCUCAGCCACGUCCACGCCCUGCUGAGUCUCCAAGCAACCGCCUGGCCACCGCUGGGCCUCUCGUCAGCACCGGCCCCCCGCACGCGCAUUUUUCGCCUUCAUUUUGUCUGUAGCCCCAGGCAACAGUGGGAGGACAGAACUGGUUUCCACAGCCCCAUUGUGUGGCCUCCCCAAGGUCAGGUCUGGAGUUUUGUACUGGCUCUGUGGCUAGAGCAGGACAUGGCCAGGACCAAGUCCCCGCUCUGGGUCACCCCUAGGAGUAAAUGCCAUAUACAAAGCUGUCCUCGUCCCAUCUGCGCAAGUUCUACCUGUGGGUGGGUAACACCAUGCCCACAGCCCUGAGCCACUCGGCCAGAGUCAGGGCUGAGCAUCCCAAACAGGCUGCCAGGGCCCCGCGGUCUCUCCACAAGCCUCAGGCAGGCCAGUGACCAGGCCCUGGGAACAGGCUGGCGCCCCCCAACCCCGAGUGUACUCUGAAAGCAGUUCUCACAGACCCCCCCAGUGCCAAGGGAAGGGCCCAACCCAUGCCCCCCAAAGCCUCACAGCAACCUGUGACAGGUGCCGACAUGACACCCACUUGCACAGUGGGGAAACUGAGGCAAGCAACGGUUGUAGCGCACAUGGCUAAUACAUGUGCCAGCUGAGCCUGCAGCCUGGGCUGAGCCUGGUACCAACACCACUCUCCUCCCUCUGUCACAGCCCCUGGCAGUGUGCCCUGGGAGUCCCAUUUCCAGACCACCCUGACACCAUGAGGGCCGAGGCCUCUCCCAUUCGCUUCCUUGUCUGGAUCCGGGCUCCACGUGCCACCCUCCAAAUGGGGCACAGGUCCCCAUGGCCCGUCCGGAGCGGGGUGAACAUGUUGACAGGCGCCCAGGCGCAGCUCCAGGUCUGGGCAAAGGCACUCCGUCCUGCACGUGCCAAGGCUGCUCUUGUUUAAAUGGUGACUGGGCUUUAGCGACACCUCCAUUGCAGAGUCCACGGGGUGAUGCGGUCGCCCGUCUGCUGUACGCAGGCCCGUUUUUCUCAUGGCUCCAAGUCAUUGUCACUGGUUUCAGGGGUUGACUCUGGAGAGCUUUCCCGGAGCUGCUGCUGGGUCCUCCAAGCAAGCCGCCUGUGUGUCAUGUGUGCGUGGCCACGCCUUAGGAGGCCUGUCUUUACGCUGUCACCUCAGAGGCAUGACCACUAUGGGUUUCAAAAGGCAUGUCUUGCUCAAAACAAAUGACCAGCCUUGGGAACUGCCAGCCAAACAUGGCCCAUGUGCCCUGGGCCAGAGUGGGCCAUGCAGGGAUGGAGCCGCAGGGAGGACGUGUCCCAGUGCUGGCGCCUUCAGGCUUCAAGACCCACUGACACUGGUUUCCACUUAGAAGGUCCCAGAAAAGGCAGCAUUCCCGACGCCCUCCUGACAGCAGAAGUGGCAGAUCCUUCAGGAAGGGUUGUGCUGGGAGCUGGGCUGUCACUGUGGAGAGCUGUCCAGGCUGGGCUGGCUCAGGUCCCUGUCAGUCCACAC
Messenger RNA from Rhinolophus ferrumequinum (greater horseshoe bat), 4200 nucleotides. It is a transcript of the gene POLN, whose product is annotated as DNA polymerase nu. The record is from RefSeq and is a predicted model, not a curated record. Gene Ontology annotation, biological process: double-strand break repair; DNA-templated DNA replication. NCBI's taxonomy places the organism in Eukaryota, Metazoa, Chordata, Mammalia, Chiroptera, Rhinolophidae. The transcript has 26 exons. The coding region runs from base 98 to 2806 and encodes 902 amino acids. Gene Ontology annotation, molecular function: DNA-directed DNA polymerase activity; DNA binding.